Messenger RNA from Aspergillus sclerotioniger CBS 115572, 759 nucleotides. RefSeq lists its product as uncharacterized. Lineage: Eukaryota; Fungi; Ascomycota; Eurotiomycetes; Eurotiales; Aspergillaceae. Gene Ontology annotation, cellular component: membrane. Gene Ontology annotation, biological process: transmembrane transport; metal ion transport. The record is from RefSeq and is a predicted model, not a curated record. The transcript is spliced from 6 exons. Bases 1 to 759 code for a protein of 252 amino acids. Gene Ontology annotation, molecular function: magnesium ion binding; cobalt ion transmembrane transporter activity; cobalt ion binding.
AUGGAUAUGAAGAUCGGGACUUCGUUGAGUGAUGACGAGGACGAUGACAGCACGGUCCGGGUGGUGGAAUGGGCCGUCAUGGAGGCGCCUCCGAAAACGAUCCACUAUUUCAGCAAUCUCCCGUAUGGAUGGAUCCCGCAGAAUGAUCUGGAGGUGGUGCAGCUAUUCAUGCAGACCUGGCGAGACGACUGGGUGGCCUUCUGCCGAGAGGCCCGGGGCUAUCUCGGACGCCUGCGAACCCAUCAAUUGACCUCCCGAGGAAAAGACGACCGCCUGAUUGACUCGAUUGCCGAGAGCAUGCAGCAGUGGACGCAGCUUCAAGCCAGGCUAGCCGAGCAGCUCAGCCAGGCACGGGACUUUGUCAGUCAAUACCAGCGGUUUAGCGAGACGCGCAAGUUCAGCGAGCAGAUGCAGGACACGAUAGAUGGGCUGGACCGGGAGAUAUCGGGGCAGAUUGACAAAUUGGAGCAGACGGUGCGGGAUUUGUUGCAGAUUGAGUUUGCAUGGGUGUCGAUCAACGAAGCGCAUCGAUCGACCAGUUUGGCAACGAGCAUGAAACGGCUGAGCUGGAUUACAUUUAUUUUCCUGCCACUUACUUUUGCAUCGAGUUUAUUCGGCAUGAAUGUGGAUAUCCUCGAAAACAAUCCAUCCUGGCGGUGGUAUCCACUGUUUGGGGGAGUGCUGCUGUUGCUGACGGUGGCUGUGUGGGUGUGGUCCAAGUUUACCAAUGUAGGGUGCUCAAGGUACAAGCCUUUCUAG